Molecule: messenger RNA, 885 nt
Organism: Magallana angulata
Lineage: Eukaryota; Metazoa; Mollusca; Bivalvia; Ostreida; Ostreidae
Product: splicing factor U2AF 26 kDa subunit-like
Exons: 8
Coding region: 34-765 (243 amino acids)
Biological process (GO): mRNA splicing, via spliceosome
Cellular component (GO): spliceosomal complex; U2AF complex
Molecular function (GO): pre-mRNA 3'-splice site binding; metal ion binding
Source: RefSeq, a predicted model, not a curated record
UACGUCAUCGCAUUGUGUGUAGAACAGAAAAAAAUGGCGGAGUACCUUGCGUCAAUUUUUGGCACAGAAAAGGACAAGGUAAAUUGUUCAUUUUACUUUAAAAUUGGAGCCUGUCGGCACGGGGAAAGAUGUUCACGUCUUCACAACAAACCCACUUUCAGCCAGACUGUCCUGAUAGAGAAUUUAUACAUGAACCCACAAAACACAGCACUGACAGCAGAUGGAUCCCAUAUUGUCUUGGAUGACGUGCAGGGCCAACAAGAUUUUGAUGAUUUUUUCGAAGAGGUUUUUACUGAGUUAGAGGAUAAGUAUGGAGAAAUUGAGGAGAUGAAUGUUUGUGACAAUUUAGGAGACCACCUUGUUGGAAAUGUCUAUGUUAAAUUCCGCUAUGAGGAAGAUGCAGAAAAAGCAGUAAAUGAAUUGAACAAUCGUUGGUUCAAUGGACGCCCAGUUCAUGCAGAAUUGUCCCCAGUCACAGACUUCAGAGAAGCUUGUUGCAGACAGUAUGAAAUGGGAGAGUGUACACGUGGUGGGUUCUGUAAUUUCAUGCACUUAAAACCAAUAUCUAGAGAACUGAGGCGUGAACUCUAUGGUAGAAGUCGCAGGAAGGUCCGAAGAUCACGUUCAAGGUCUCCGCCCACCAGAAGGAGUCGGAGUCGUAGCAGAGAGCGUAGGAGGUCAAGGUCUCGAGAAAGAAGGUCAAGGUCACGUAGUAGAGAGAGGAGAAGGUCACGAGAAAGGGAUGGAAGGCAUGGCAGAUACUGAUCAGAGACUCUGUGUUAACUCUUUUCAUGUCAACAUGUAUUUUACUUACACGCUUCAAAAUAUAUUUGUCAUAAAUCAGAUGUGCAGUUUUUCAUUGUCAAAUAAAAUUUCAAACUAUCA